AUGGUUCGCUGGCUGCGAGUGAACUCAAUGAUGAGCAGUAUGGUGCAACAUCGGAAACCAAUAAUUGUAACGAUUAUGCAUACUUCUUCUCAAAAGUAUCAUCAUUCCUUAAUUUCUUCCAAAUUCCCAAACGUACAAGAAAAUGAAUUUUCAAGAAUUACACGAACAAUCGUCCGUUCACUUCCAUUUAGAAAUAUUUGGCCUCUCCUAAAUUAUUAUGAAAAUAGAUUGAAGAAGGAUUUCAAUGAAGAACAUGAUAAUGAUAUUAUCUUUCAAAAACCCCUUCAAGUCGAAUAUUUCAAUGAAUUAUUACAUUCUUUAAAUAUUCAAAACACAAGACUGCCUUUCAACAGGACUAACGGAAAUUCGAAUUUACAAGAUCAAUGGUUCUCUAAACUACAAUUUAUGGAUCAAGAUUAUUUACUCCAUACUCUCACGAAGGAAAAGUUACAAGAGGGUUUUUGGUAUGAACGACAUAUUCAUGCUACAAGUCAAAUUCCAACACGAUUUAAUAAUUUACAUGAUUUUUAUGGACAUCUCAUUUGGCUCAUGUUUCCCAAAACAAAGAGACUGUUGAAUAUUUUACAUUUGGAACAUAUGAAAAGCCAUUCAUCAAAAUCUGUAAAAGAACGAUCCUCAUUACAGAAUUUUCUAACCCUAUUUGAUGAAUGUGGAGUCGUGGUUUUUAUUGAGGAAUCGUCCUUUCAAGAAUUGAAAAAUCUACUCUAUGGAAUGCAAUUUAAAAAACUAUUUUGGAAUUAUAGAGCGAGUGUGGAAAGCAAAAUGAUUUUCACAAUUUUUGGACAUUCCAUUUUCGAUACGCUCACACAACAUCCAUAUAUUGGAUAUACUACCAAAUGUGUAGCACUUCCACUAUCUUCUUCUGUUUAUACGAAUGUUUAUCAUCAACUUGAAACCAUUCAUCAACAUCAAUCACUCACAACCAUGCAAACACAAGUGUGGAAUGUCAUGGACGACCUGCUCUUUGAUGUAUUUUCCAACCCCGUAAAGUAUGACAUUAAUUUACACAACACAAAAAGUCUUCGUCCUCUCCCUCUUUUAGGAAUUCCCAAUUAUUGGAGAGCUCAAACAGAAUCAUUUUAUGACAAUGAAAGAUACUUUAGAAAACCAAAUGCAUCAAUCAAUGAAUGUGCAAGAACGACAUGA
Molecule: messenger RNA, 1167 nt
Organism: Naegleria lovaniensis
Lineage: Eukaryota; Heterolobosea; Eutetramitea; Acrasida; Naegleriidae
Exons: 2
Coding region: 1-1167 (388 amino acids)
Source: RefSeq, a predicted model, not a curated record